AAGAGGAGCAGAAGGAGUAGGGAAAGGAGGAAAAGGAGAUUGAGGAGUAGGGAAAGGAGGAAGAGGAGCAGAAGGAGUAGGGAAAGGAGGAAAAGGAGCUGGAGGAGUAGGGAAAGGAAGAAGAGGAGCAAAAGGAGUAGGGAAAGGAGGAAAAGGAGAUGGAGGAGUAGGGAAAGGAAGAAGAGGAGCUGGAGGAGUAGGGAAAGGAAGAAGAGGAGCAGAAGGAGUAGGGAAAGGAGGAAGAGGAGCUGGAGGAGUAGGGAAAGGANAAGGAGAUGGAGGAGUAGAGAAAGGAAGAAGAGGAGUAGAAGGAGUAGGAAAAGGAGGAAAAGGAGAUGGAGGAGUAGGGAAAGGAAGAAG
Mizuhopecten yessoensis (Yesso scallop) is the source of this 360-nucleotide messenger RNA. Its product is annotated as arginine/serine-rich coiled-coil protein 2-like. The annotation marks the transcript as partial. The record is from RefSeq and is a predicted model, not a curated record. Lineage: Eukaryota; Metazoa; Mollusca; Bivalvia; Pectinida; Pectinidae. The transcript has a single exon.